GUACCGCGGCUUCUAUGGUUCCACCAUUUUGAUUUACGUUACCACGUUUCGUGUGAAUCGUAUCAGUAUUUCGUGUUUUUCGUUACCUCUUGCAUUGCAUCUGAUUCGGAUAAUUCUAUUAUUCUGUUAGCGUAGUUUCGUGCGUCUAAUUUGUUUCGACAUUUUCUGGCUAAUAGCAUUUCAUUUAUUAUAAAAAUCAGAUGACUGACAAACCUGUAACGGAGAUGCCAGUUGCGCAAAAUGAAGUCAAGUCCAGUUGGGCUGAUGAAGUUGAAGAGGAGGGAGGAGCGUUACCCGCACCUUCAGAAGUCUACGAGAAUGGAUUUAAAAUUUCAACUGAAUACAAGUACAAUCAGGAUAACAAAAAAGUUAAAGUAGUGCGUACUUAUAAAAUAGAGCGGCGUAUAGUAUCGAAAACGAUCGCGGCACGUAAGAAUUGGGCAAAGUUUGGCGAUUCGGCUGACGAUAGGCCAGGACCCAACCCAGCUACCACUGUUGGUGGUGAAGAUGUUUUCAUGCAAUUCAUAUCUAGCAAAGAAGAGGAGAACAAGGUAGAAGAAGAUUCUCUAGACAAAUUGAAAAAUAUGGGCGACAAAGGAGUCGUCAAAUGCCGUAACUGCAAUGGUGAUCACUGGACCUCCAAAUGUCCUUACAAGGACACGGUUCUCGCUGGUGGAAAAGUACCAGACGACAAGAAACCUCUCGUUAAUACGGGAGUACCUGGUGCAAUGGCUGAACUUAAACCACAGGGUGGCAAGUACGUGCCACCUGGUAUGCGUGACGGUGGCAAUAAACGUGGCGAUUCGAUGCAGAUGCAGAGACGCGAUGAUACGACCGCUAUUCGUAUCUCCAAUCUUUCACAGAGCACUACAGACGCGGAUCUUGAUGAACUUGUGAAGCCUUUCGGAUCUGUGGUGAAGCAAUUUUUGGCCAAAGAGAAACUUUCCAAUCUUUGCAAAGGAUUCGCUUAUGUACAUUUCAAGCACAGAGCUGAUGCCGCAAGAGCGAUCGCCACUCUUGAUGGUUAUGGUUAUGAUCAUCUUAUUCUAAGCGUUGAAUGGUCGAAACCACAAACACAAAAUAAUUAAAAUGACUCGAAUGUUCAUUUCAUUUAACUCUAAACGUGGAAUUAUGAAACUUUCUAUUUUUCACAUUUAGUCUUAAAUGUACAUCAUGGAUACAAAUCCAGUUUUUAUAUUUUAAGUUGGGCACACGUAGAUAUAUAAAUAUGUAAAUGUAUAAUUAAAUUUACUGUAUAAGUAAAAUAUAAAAAAUGUAGAGAAGAUACAACAGGAAACUCGACGGUAUGUGAUUUUUUUGUGUUACUUCGCAUGCAGUCUAAUAAAUUAUUAUUCAGCAUGCAGUCUUUAUGAUAAUUUAUUAGAUUGCAUGCGAGCAAAAAAAUCGCAUCUUACUCUUCUGUAAUUGUGUUACAUUUUAAUAUGUAAAUUUUUUAUUUCUUAUAUUACAAUGUACUUUCAAUCUGGUUCAGGAAUCUGUUUAUUUUUGUGAAGAAUGAUUAUAUCAAUCUAAGAAUCUGGAUUGAAAAAUAUAAAUUUUUACGU
Pogonomyrmex barbatus (red harvester ant) is the source of this 1565-nucleotide messenger RNA. It is a transcript of the gene eIF3g1, whose product is annotated as eukaryotic translation initiation factor 3 subunit g1. Lineage: Eukaryota; Metazoa; Arthropoda; Insecta; Hymenoptera; Formicidae. The record is from RefSeq and is a predicted model, not a curated record. Gene Ontology annotation, molecular function: translation initiation factor activity; RNA binding. Gene Ontology annotation, cellular component: eukaryotic translation initiation factor 3 complex; cytoplasm.